This is a messenger RNA of Lathyrus oleraceus (garden pea), 2586 nucleotides long. Its product is annotated as polyadenylate-binding protein 8. Gene Ontology annotation, molecular function: RNA binding. The transcript has 9 exons. The record is from RefSeq and is a predicted model, not a curated record. Bases 413 to 2389 code for a protein of 658 amino acids. NCBI's taxonomy places the organism in Eukaryota, Viridiplantae, Streptophyta, Magnoliopsida, Fabales, Fabaceae.
GCCCAGAUCUCCUCGUUGGAUUGUGCUAGGGUUUACCCUCACUCGCCGUCUCUUUUAUACUUUCUCGCUUCACCGUUUUUACUUCUUUCCACACCGCAGUGCUCUUGCUCUGCUACCUCUUCCGUCAUCUUCAAUUUUUCUCUCUUUUAUUUAUUUUUAUUUUAUUUCCUAUCUUUUUCCGUAUUUCUUUUCCAUUCACUUCCCUCUCCUCGUUUUCCCCAAAUCAAAAUCAAAAAAAUUAUAUGCUUUUGUUCCAUCAAUUUAUCGCUAGUUUUUUCUGUUCUUCCUAGGUUUUAUUGUUAUCAAUAACAAGAGGAGGGGGAAGAGAAAAAAAAAAGAAAAAAUUUCGGGGGAAAUUAGGAAAUUUUUGAAAAAAAAACCUAAAUUUGAUCGUUUUUGUUGAGGAAUUGAGAUGGCUCAGGUUCAGGUUCAGCCUCAGAAUGCGAUGUCGGGCCCGAACGGCGGUGCUGCUGCGGCGGCAGCAGCCGCUGCAGCAGCGGCUGGUGGGAAUCAGUUUGUGACGACUUCGCUUUACGUUGGAGAUCUUGAUGUCAAUGUUACGGAUUCUCAGCUUUAUGACCUUUUCAAUCAAUUGGGUCAGGUUGUGUCUGUUAGGGUUUGCAGGGAUUUGACCACUAGGAGGUCACUUGGUUAUGGUUAUGUUAACUAUAGCAACCCUCAAGAUGCUGCCAGAGCAUUGGAUGUUCUGAACUUUACUCCUCUGAACAACAGGCCCAUUCGUAUUAUGUAUUCACACCGUGACCCCAGUAUCCGCAAAAGUGGUCAAGGAAAUAUAUUUAUUAAGAAUUUGGACAAGGCAAUUGACCAUAAGGCAUUGCAUGAUACAUUUUCUACAUUUGGGAGUAUCCUUUCUUGCAAGGUUGCUGUGGAUGGAUCUGGCCAAUCAAAAGGCUACGGCUUUGUUCAGUUUGAUAGUGAGGAGGCUGCUCAAAAAGCUAUUGAAAAGCUUAAUGGUAUGCUGUUGAAUGAUAAGCAAGUUUAUGUGGGACCCUUCCUUCGCAAGCAAGAGAGAGAGACCACAACUGACAGGGCAAAAUUCAACAAUGUUUUUGUUAAGAAUCUAUCGGAAACAACCACCGACGAUGAGUUGAAGCAGAUUUUUGGGGAAUUUGGAACAAUUACUAGUGCUGUAGUAAUGAGGGAUGGGGAUGGGAAAUCAAAGUGUUUUGGAUUUGUAAACUUUGAGAGUACCGAUGAUGCUGCUAGGGCUGUUGAGGCUCUUAAUGGGAAAAAGAUUGAUGACAAGGAAUGGUAUGUUGGAAAAGCUCAAAAGAAAUCUGAAAGGGAGCAUGAACUGAAACAAAAAUUUGAGCAGAGCAUGAAAGAAGCUGCUGAUAAAUAUCAAGGGGCAAACCUGUAUGUCAAAAAUUUGGAUGAUAGCAUUGUUGAUGACAAACUUAAGGAGCUGUUCUCCUCUUUUGGUACAAUUACCUCUUGCAAGGUAAUGAGAGACCCCAAUGGCAUAAGUCGAGGAUCUGGGUUCGUUGCAUUCUCUACUCCUGAGGAGGCAUCUAGAGCACUCUUGGAGAUGAAUGGCAAAAUGGUGGUAAGCAAACCUUUGUAUGUGACUCUGGCCCAACGGAAAGAAGAUAGAAGAGCUAGGCUGCAGGCUCAAUUUGCUCAAAUGCGUCCUGUUGCGAUGCCCCCAUCUGUUGCUCCUCGCAUGCCUAUGUAUCCCCCUGGUGGUCCAGGUAUGGGUCAACAAAUAUUUUAUGGUCAAGGCCCUCCUGCCAUCAUUCCUUCCCAGCCUGGAUUUGGGUAUCAACAACAACUUGUGCCUGGAAUGAGGCCUGGUGGGGGUCCUGUGCCAAAUUUCUUUGUGCCAAUGGUUCAGCAGGGACAGCAAGGGCAGCGUCCUGGUGGAAGACGUGGAGGUGCAGUCCAGCAGUCCCAGCAGCCAGUUCCUCUUAUGCCACAACAGAUGCUUCCUAGGGGGCGUGUGUAUCGCUAUCCUUCUGGUAGGGGCAUGCCUGAUGGUCCCAUGCCUGGAGUUGCUGGAGGCAUGUAUUCUGUUCCUUAUGAUGUGGGUGGGAUGCCCCUUCGUGAUGCAUCACUUUCACAACAAAUUCCCAUCGGUGCUUUGGCUUCUCAUCUGGCUAAUGCAUCUCCAGAGCAACAGAGGACGAUGCUGGGUGAGAAUCUUUACCCACUUGUGGAACAGUUGGAGCCCGACAAUGCUGCUAAAGUUACUGGAAUGCUUCUGGAGAUGGACCAGACUGAAGUUCUGCACUUGCUUGAGUCACCAGAAGCCCUGAAAGCAAAGGUGGCAGAGGCAAUGGACGUCCUCAGGAAUGUUGCACAGCAGCAGGCUGGCGGUGCUGCUGAUCAGUUGUCUUCAUUGUCCCUUAAUGACAGCCUUGUUUCUUAAGUUAUUUAUGCUGCUGGGAUUUACUUCCUUGGUGAAUGACUAUUUAUCUUUACCGGCACUGGCUUUUAUCCGAAUUUCAGAUUGAGUUGUUUUAUUUACUAGACUAGGUGUUUUCAGUUUUUGGAUCUCCUUCCUUUGGUUGAAGGCAUGUUUGAUUGCUGAUAUUUAUUAUUAUGACUUGAAUUUGGAACAUAAAA